GGCGAGGGGAUAGGCGCGGGGGCGCGUCCGUCACAGGGCAGCCCCCGGCCCCGACCCGGAGGGAUGCGGAGUGGCGGCGGCGGCAGUGGCGGAGACUGUGGCUUUAAGAGCGCGCCCGGAGCCCGGGAGCCAGCCGGGCGGCCCUCUGCUGCUGCGCACCCCCGCGGAGCCGAGCCCCGCGCUGGCCGGACGGGGCAGCUUGCUGCCGGGCUGCUGAGAACCAGCCCUAGACCUCUGCUUGAGGGUCCUUCCUCUGAAGACAUCACCAGUGUGUGGAGCGUGCCCCACACCCACCCCCUGCCAAACCACGGCCUUUACCUGUGUCUUCCGGUGUUUCCCGUGCGACCCAUCCUGUGGGAGUGCCUCGUGGGCCACUCCAGAGUUCACUCCACGCUCUACGGCACCAAUGGUGAAGAUGACAAGAUCCAAGACUUUCCAGGCAUAUUUGCCUUCCUGCCACCGGACCUACAGCUGCAUUCACUGCAGAGCCCACUUGGCCAAUCAUGAUGAACUCAUUUCCAAGUCGUUCCAAGGAAGUCAAGGACGAGCAUACCUCUUUAACUCAGUAGUUAAUGUGGGCUGCGGGCCUGCAGAAGAGCGAGUGUUGCUAACAGGAUUGCAUGCAGUUGCAGACAUUUACUGUGAAAACUGCAAAACCACUCUGGGCUGGAAAUAUGAACAUGCCUUUGAAAGCAGCCAGAAAUAUAAAGAAGGCAAAUACAUCAUUGAGCUAGCACACAUGAUCAAGGACAAUGGCUGGGACUGAUUGGAGGGUAUCCACCUACCCCAGUGUCCACGUGAACGCCAUCCAACCAAACAUUCUACCCAAGCGUGAGAGAGUGACUGAACACUUGGUUCCAUCCAUUUAGGGGCCUUGCCAUCUGGGGCAUUCUCCCACCCUGAAGCCGUCUUUCUGGUGACCGGCCUCUAAAUCGCUGUCUCUCUGUCUCUUUGCUUUGUAUCUGUUUGUGAGUUGAUCCUGGCUUCUCUCUGUUCUAGUGUUGGCUGAAAACAAAACAACGAAAGGAACAGAUGCCUGACCGCAUGGGGCAGCCCACCUUGAUAAGGGCCCUGGGGCUCAUUAAGAGCUGCUUGAUGGCCUCUUGUCAGGAGAGCAGUGAGUGGCACAGCAUGGGGGUGCAAGGAAGAAGGAAAUGGGGAGCCGUGAGGGUCCCAGGGCUGGUCAGUGGACGGGACGUUAGAAGUAGGAACAAAAUUGUGCUGCUCCUGGAGUCCUGGUAACUUAGGCUUGAAAUAAUCGACUUGUCUAAAAGGACAAAGAAAAAAAAUACCUCAUGACUGCAUUCUCUCUGAUCAGAAGCUCUGUUCCUGAACCAGCUGUGUCCGGUUAGCAUGUGAGCACAAGAAUGCGCCCUAACUAGUGGGACAGGGGCUUGGUCCUCCUGGGUCCAGCUGGGGGUGUCCUGGCAGCAGAGAGUGCAAAGCCCAGAUGGUUUUGAUAACUCUGAUGCCUCAGUGCCCCUUCAGGUAAUCUUUGCCUCUUCAGCCACUGUUGGUGAGAGGAUGGGAGACUGCCUUUUGCAAUGGGUGCAAGAUCCAAACAUCCCAAAGGCUUUGACCACCAACCAAGUAAAAUCAGUAAUUGAGGAGAACAGGGAACAAAGGGGGCUGUAGUUUGGGAGCUCCUACAGAAAUGGCUCAGAUAUUGGGCCAGAAAAAAAAAAAAAGUAGAACCAGCUAGCAGUUCUGUCUGACCUUUUUUUCCUGACCCUUAAUAAGAGAAGAGCAUUGUGGCAAGGAAGGGGGUGGGGUGGGGAAAUGCUGGGAAUAGUUUAGAUUUGAGCCAUUACAGGUUAGUGUAUAUUUCCACUUUGGUAUGCAAUGGCUUCAGUGAGAUCAGCAAUUCUUUGUACAUAGAGUUUUGGUUGUUUUUCUCCAGUUCUAUCAUUGUAGAUUGUGGAAAACAAAAAGUCCCAAGGCUUUGAGCUUAGUGAUAACCCAGCCAGUAGAUUCCUCAUGCCCCUAGCUAUUCUCCUUGGACUUGAAUGCUUUGUGUGAAGAGAAAUUGUCAGAGUGGUCCAGCAGUGGGGAGGACUUAGAUAUGAUAUCAAACAUCAAGUUAUAAAUUCUGAUAUUAGCCCCCGCCUCCCAUCUCCCAAACCAAAGUUGAUUAUAUUAGGGAAGUGGGGAACAAAUCCCUAUAAGGCUCAUGAGAGAAAGGAGUUUGUUAUAGUUAACCAACACUAUGAAGUGUUUUCUACAGCACUUCAGCCAGUACAUGGUGCAUGACCGAAACUCAUUUAACUGAGUUAAUUUUAUUGCUUAGACUGAAUAUGUAAUUAUUGUUAAGAUAUGUGCAGGUUAUGUUAGAGUAUCUCAUUCUUGAAAGGGGGCUGAUCCUAUAGAAAAAAUUCACCUAAAAAGUCACAAAAAGAAUGAGUUCAUAGAGAGGCAAGAAUCUAUAAAGUUGAAUAAUCAAGAUUCAAGCAGCCAACCCAGAACAUUUCCAGAAUUCAAACAAAUUCCUCUAGGGAGUGAUCCAUGGUGGAAAUGCUUUUUUCUGUCUCUGUGUGCUGAUUGCAGAAGGGGGACCCGAGGUAGGCGUGGUCAUGCCCUGGAGGUAGUGAACUGUGGGACUGACAGGAAACCAGGUGGCUCCAGGUUUAGCUGUAGACCACCUCUGUAAGACAAUUAAAAAAAAAAAAGGAUUCUUAGAAAUUUAAUCUUGUUCCCAAAGGCUUUUAGUCCACAUCUUUCAGUAUUUUAGUAUCCUGGGGAGGUUAAGUUUUCCCCACAUUGCUAAAAAGCAGAAUGAGGUUCAGAAGGAGUAUUUCAUUUCCACUCCCAGAGAAAAAGGUCUUCUGGCUCCCAGGGCCAAGAUCUCAAUAAAAACCAUUUUCUACUUUCACAUUCCUAAGCUGGCUUGCCAGCACAAAAAUUAUAGAUCCCUCUUUCUGUCUCCCUUGAAGGUAGUGGCCUUCAUUUAUGGAUUUUGAUAAGCCCCUUUGCUUGGGGAAAGUCCUAUUGAUACUCGUUUUCAUAGAAAGAAAAUGGGGGUUAAACAUGGGUAGGUGUUUUGUCUGUGAAACUAAAAAUGGAGUGUGGUGAUAUAGAAACCAGACAUGGGGUGCCCUAGAAUUUUCAACAGGGAGAAGAGACCCAUGUGCCACUGUUGCUCCUUGGGGAUGAGGCCUCUGACUGUUGCAUGGAUCAGAGCAGGCUUCAGUUAGACCCAGGUUCUGGUCUUCUUUCUUUCUUUCUUCUUUCUUCUUUCUUUCUUUCUUUUUCUUUCUUUUCUUUUUCUUUCUUUCUUUCUUUCUUUCUCUCUUCUCUCUCUCUCUCUCUCUCUCUUUCUUUCUUUCUUUCUUUCUUUCUUUAGCUAUUACCCAUUGAGCAUCCAGUGGGUGCAUGGCGCCGUACUUGGUGCGAAAGAUCUGAGUAGAAUGUUGGUUUUUCUGUAACUACAGGGGAAAAAAACACAACUCAUUAGGCUAUCCCUUUGUGUCAAUGAAACCAAAAGUGCUUCUUAUAACUUUAUCUCCAUUCAUGGCUUGUCUACCUAAUGUCUAGCAGUAUUGGAGAGACCGCAGCUGAGUGAUGGGGACACAUCAACUCAUGGCCUCAGUCAGUUCAUUCUUUAAUUUCCUCACCAAAUUAUUGACUCAGAGCAUAACCAAAGACCUCAUCCAUUCACCCCUGGCAGGUUCAGGGAAUUGGAGUUUGAUGGUAAAGCCUAGGCAGGGUGCAGGGAGUAGCAGGGCAGGGAGAGGGAGGAGUGAGAAAGGAAAGGCAUGAAGUUCUAUACCUCAGCCAGCAGCUGCCUUCAUUUGCAACUGAAAUCUAGCCAGCAGACCCUCUAGUUCCAUCUCCCCUAUGCUGCCCUAGGUCAUGUGGCAUUGGCAGCCCUGGGUUACACCCAAACCCCCAGGAUGUUAGUCUCAGGCUGCUGAUGGGUUGAUUUGAUAUGAAUCAAAUACAGCCAAACUUGAUGGCCACAGAUUGUCAGCUGGGCCUGACUGAGUGCUGCCCCAACUCCUAUGACAGCAAGAUCAUGGAGAUAGGAUAGAGUAAAUCUUUACUGGUGGGUCAUUGUGUGAAAAAGAGGUGUCCCCUUUAUAAAAAGAUUUUCAAGUGGAUAUAUAUAUUUAAAAAGUUGCUUGUGAAAUAUACUUUUGUAAAUAAUAUUUAAUUUUUUAAAUAAUAUAUUUGGUGCUGUUUUCUCAGAUCCCCUGAGAGCACUUUUUAUUUUCAUUUUUAAAUUCUAUGGUUUCCUCUGCAUUUCUUGAAGUAUAUUUUAAGGGAAAUAGUGAUCAUCAAUAUACUCUUUUUAAAAAAAGAUCUGUAUCACGUUAGUCUGGACUGAGGCAGUAAAGCAAUGCCUCUCUGCAUUUCUUUCCCGAAGGAACAGACUCUGCGCUACAUUACCAGGUUGAGAAUUGAAAUAUUUUCUUGUACCAAUAUUGGCUAGAAAAGAAAGUAAAUAAAAUCAAAUUUAGUAACAACUUAGUGAUUCCUUUUGUUAGAAGAAUUUCCAACAAAUUGGGAUCUUGUUUUUAAUGUGUGUGUGUGUGUGCGCACACACGCGCACACUCACGCACACAUGUGUGUAAAAAGCACUUUGGAUUGUGCCUCCUGUUUUUUUUUCUUUUUUCUUUUUUUUUUUUUUUUAAUUGGGGACACUAUAUCUACAGUUUACACCUUCGGCACAUAAGACUUUUCUUCUCUUUCUCUCUGGUGGUUUUGUUUCUGAGUGGACCAACAGUGCAAACCAUGAGGAUUUUGUUUUUCUGAGCAUGGAGCUAUUGCCAGUUUGCUCCUCUUUCGUUGUGUGCUCAACUUUCACAGAUUGUAAAGGAAAUCUGUUGUUUUGUGAAGAUCAGAGUCAAAUCUGUAUUUCUGAGAUGUGAGUGUACUCCUUAUGUACCGUAGGGUUCCCUUUGUGGUAAAAGCCACCUCAUUAACUGGUUUGGGUUAAAAGAACAUCAGUAAAAUCAUACACGAUACCUUGUAGGUAAACAGCUUAUUUUAUUUCAAGAUCAGAUUGCCUCAGGUUCAGGAAGAGGCUAGGAAAUCUUAAACCCAAUCAACUUAUAUAUUUUAAGAAAGAGUCUGACUCUUAACAGAAAACGUACUAGUGGUCAAGGUGGAGGAAAGAGAUGUUUAAUCUUUUUAAGCAAAAUACAGUCAUGAAAUCUGCCAGCAGUGAAAGGUAAAGCCAAGAAGAAACAAGCUAUAAUCAUCACCAAAUUGGAUCUGCCUAUAUGUUUUUAUAUAACAUUUUGGUGAAAGUGAGAGUCGGUUCCCUUUUCCAACCUGCAGAGACGAUCUUUCGAUAGAAUAGAAUCUGUCUAUUUAUGCUUGUGUUUACAAACUGUAUUUGUUGGGUUUGGGUUUUGUUAUUUUCUUUAUCUUUUUUUUUUUUUUGGUGGCAUUUUUCAGGUCACUUUGCUUCAAUAACAAAGAUAAUUAUUUUCAAAUAAUUUGUCCUCACUUUUUUCUGUAUUUGUACAUAGUUAUUCAGUAUUAGAGAAAAGUGCAUUGUUUCUGUCAUAUUUCAAUCUGUGUUGGUGCUCAUUUGAGAAAAUAAAGUUUUCAAAUAUU
Lynx canadensis (Canada lynx) is the source of this 5562-nucleotide messenger RNA. It is a transcript of the gene YPEL2, whose product is annotated as yippee like 2. Lineage: Eukaryota; Metazoa; Chordata; Mammalia; Carnivora; Felidae. The transcript has 5 exons. The record is from RefSeq and is a predicted model, not a curated record. The coding region runs from base 407 to 766 and encodes 119 amino acids.